Messenger RNA from Heterotrigona itama, 2111 nucleotides. The record is from the annotation of a GenBank genome assembly. NCBI's taxonomy places the organism in Eukaryota, Metazoa, Arthropoda, Insecta, Hymenoptera, Apidae.
GAAACGAUGUUGCUGGCAAGUAACUUACCUUAUUCUUCUCAUCAUGAUUUUCAAGCUAAUUUCGUUUCUCGUGUUCUCAAGUAAGUCUUUGAAGAGACAGGGAUUUCCCUUCUCUUUCUUUCAACUUGCAUAUCGAUAUCGAUUAUACAAACUUAACGAUUCUCUAGAAUGGAAUUUCGUACUUUCGCGUACAGGUCUAGCUGCACGUUUCUCCGUUUCCGAUUAUGUUGCUCGAAAUGAUUCGCCAAUUCUGCAGGAUUUUGUCUUGGUCAAUCCGAGCCAAGUGCGUCGUUUGGAAAGAACGAUUCGGAACUUCUUUUCAAAGAUGGCGGAACCAAUAGACAAACCGAUCGCGCCGGAGUCCAACUCCUACAAUCUGCUGUCGACUGUUCGAGAAAUAUGCAAGAGAAUAAGAGAAAGACUCGUGCAAUUCGCCCAUCAUGUUGGCCUGAUUAAUACCGUUCAACGAUACGAGAAAAGUUCGAACGAGACUCCGCUGUCCGACGACUGGUAUUCUGAACUGCUGUUGCAGAGCGCGUACGUGAUACGAGACUUGGGGAACAUGAUUAAUGAAAUUAGAUCAUCGACCGGCUUGUACCUUGGGGGAGAGAAGAACGCGAUUUUCCGGGAGAGAAGCAAGCAGCUAAGCAGGCAAGCCAACGGCUUCAAGUUCCUUGGUGUAGUGCACGAUGUAGCCGACUACAGCGACAGACUGUUUCAAUGUCUCCUGGAAAUGAUGGACGCGAGAAAGCACGGAUCGUCUUUCAGCCUAAAUCGAGCGCUCUUCGGCCUGAUGCAACACUCGCCGAAAGCCAGCUUUGAAACUUUGAAAUUUACCGCGAGAAACACCACUAAAAAUCAUCCGCGACAAAAGUCCUGGCACGUGUUUCUUUGUCUGUCGAUGCUAAACGAGGGAGUCAGUUACAACGACUGCGUCCGCGAGUUGCAACGCUUCGACGAAUGUAUGAACAGCUCGAGACAGCCAUCGAGUGCGGGGGCGCAUAAUUCCGACGUGAAAUCGUGGACAAGGGCGAUUCGAAGGUUGAGCGACUGCAAGAUCCUGGUAGACAGGUACAGGGAGACGAAGGUUUCUUGCCAGACUGAUCGAAGAGUACCGACGAGAAUCGAGAGGAAGGCGAGGUACGUGUUGGAAAGGAUGCUGGGCAAAAAAAUAUCCAAGGGAUCUUCUUUUUAUCGCGCUGCUGGCGAGCUCGGCGAUACGCUGUCGAGAAGCGAACUGGGGCAAAGAUUCGUCGACGAGUUGUGCCAAUACAUUGGAAUUUACGAGGAUGGCCAGAGGAAACUGAAAAGACUUUCGAGAUCUGCGCACAAGGAUAAGAAAGCAAUGGCGAAGCACAGGGAAAUCUGGAAAGCGUUGCAACUGUACAAGAGGGGAGCGUUAGCAAGAACGUUCGGAGCAAUAAAUAAGAUGCACCACUCGGCGAUCGAUUUUGAAAAAUUCUUCGCCGAGGGAAUGAAGGAUACUUUGAAGGAAGCCUGGCAGAGCCACGUGAGGAUUCUGUCUAGCCUGAUGGACUGGAUGACCAGACUGCUGGAGCUUCACAACGGCGGGAGUUUCAGUGGAAAGGAGCCGAGCUCGUCAGACACGUCGCAAGCCGAGUGGAAUAGCGACGAAAAUUCGGAUUCCGAAAAUAUGCAAGAGCUUGUUGCAACUCGUCCAAGAUCAGAGAUGAUAAAGGAUGUGGACAGCUCUAUGAACAGUCUGAUUGAAUCGAUGAAUCACCUAGCCAGACGUGGAAACGCCAGCAACAAAAACACGCUGACUUGUAUUGCAAACAAUCUUCUUUUAGUCAUGAUAUUUAUGGAAACUAUCGGUUUCGUUUCUUCGUUGUACUGCCUCGGCCACUCUACGAACGAUCAAACAUCUUCAGAGUUCGACAACGAGUGGAACCGCCAACGUAGAUCAUUGGUUUCUGCGGAAUACGAUGGAAUUGUCGAUUUCAUUUCGCGUGAUUAUCUUCCAUUGGAUAGAAACUCGACCAUCUUUGGACGAAAACGCAAAUGAUAAAAAUUCCAAGUAACAUAAUUCCACGUGAAUGUAAUAAAGGAGAUAAAAAAAAAAAGAAAAUAAACGGAAGUUUUUCGAUCUC